Molecule: messenger RNA, 1479 nt
Organism: Coffea eugenioides
Lineage: Eukaryota; Viridiplantae; Streptophyta; Magnoliopsida; Gentianales; Rubiaceae
Product: chalcone synthase 2-like
Exons: 2
Coding region: 91-1266 (391 amino acids)
Biological process (GO): polyketide biosynthetic process
Molecular function (GO): acyltransferase activity, transferring groups other than amino-acyl groups
Source: RefSeq, a predicted model, not a curated record
GCAGACUUGCACAGCCACAACUUCUCCAGGAGAUACAAAGCCACCUGCAAGAGUUUACGUACCUUAAUAUUUCUCUUUUUCCGAGCAAAAAUGGUUACCGUCGAGGAACUUAGGAGGGCUCAAAGGGCCGGAGGACCGGCGACGAUCAUGGCCAUCGGAACAGCUACGCCACCAAAUUGUGUCGAGCAAAGCACUUAUGCGGAUUAUUAUUUUCGCAUUACUAAUAGUGAGCAUAAGACUGAGCUCAAAGCAAGGUUUAAGCGCAUGUGUGACAAAUCCAUGAUUAAGAAGCGUUACAUGUACUUGACAGAGGAAAUCUUGAAGGAAAAUCCCAAUCUUCGUGCUUACAUGGCACCUUCCCUAGAUACUAGGCAAGACAUAGUGGUUGUUGAAGUACCAAAACUGGGCAAAGAAGCAGCCCAAAAGGCCAUUAAGGAAUGGGGUCAGCCCAAGUCCAAGAUCACCCAUGUAGUCUUCUGUACCACUAGUGGUGUGGACAUGCCUGGAGCAGACUAUCAGCUCACCAAACUCUUGGGCCUGCGCCCUUCCGUCAAGCGCGUCAUGUUGUACCAACAGGGUUGUUUUGCCGGUGGGACGGUCCUCCGGCUAGCCAAGGACUUCGCUGAGAACAACAAAGGUGCCCGUGUCCUUGUUGUCUGCGCGGAAAUCACUGCAGUUACAUUCCGUGGCCCAAGUGAUGCGCACUUGGAUAGUCUUGUAGGCCAAGCCCUGUUUGGGGAUGGCGCAGCUGCCCUCAUUAUCGGCGCCGAUCCCGUUCCUGAAGUUGAGAGGCCCUUGUUUGAGCUCGUUACAGCAGCCCAAACCAUUGUUCCAGACAGUCACGGGGCUAUCGACGGCCAUCUUCGGGAGUUUGGGCUUAUGUUACAUCUUCUCAAGGAUAUUCCCACGUUAAUCUCGAAGAACAUUGAAAAGAGCCUGAAAGAAGCAUUUGAACCUCUCGGUAUUUCUGAUUGGAACUCACUCUUUUGGAUUGUACAUCCUGGUGGACCUGCAAUUUUGGACCAAGUGGUCGAAAUAUUGGCUCUUCAACCCGAAAAAUUACGGGCUACUAGGCAUGUGCUGAGCGAGUAUGGAAAUAUGUCAAGUGCCUGUGUCCUGUUCAUUCUUGAUGAGAUGAGAAAGGCCUCAAUCAAGGAUGGAUUCAACACCACUGGGGAAGGCUCCGAAUGGGGUGUGCUCUUUGGUUUUGGGCCUGGACUCACAGUUGAGACAGUGGUUCUUCGCAGCGUCACCAUUCCAAAGUAAAUCAUGUUUGAAUCUUUCAAUAAAUAUUCCACAUCUGUAUUACUGUGGAGUUCUAAGUAAUUUUCUUUUUUAUGUGUGUCUUGCUUGGUUGAAUGACCAUUUAAGGUGUCGGUUUAAGCUUAUGUAACAAUCAUGACAAUAAGGUGUUACACCUUGUUUUGGCAUAUUUUGUUAUAUGAAGAAUUUGAUUUCAUUGCAUCAAGAAGUUUGACA